Messenger RNA from Amphiprion ocellaris (clown anemonefish), 1598 nucleotides. It is a transcript of the gene otos2, whose product is annotated as otospiralin 2. NCBI's taxonomy places the organism in Eukaryota, Metazoa, Chordata, Actinopteri, Pomacentridae. Gene Ontology annotation, biological process: sensory perception of sound. The transcript has 4 exons. The record is from RefSeq and is a predicted model, not a curated record. The coding region runs from base 898 to 1173 and encodes 91 amino acids.
UUCUCCAGUUUUAAGCCACAUCAUACAAUACCGUUCAAAUGUUUGGGGUCACUUAGAAAUGUCCUUAUUUUUGAAAGAAAAGCAGUUUUUUGUCAAUGAAAAUAACAUUAAAUGAAUCAGUAAUCCAGUCUAGACAUUCUUAAUGUGAUAAAUGACUAUUCUAGCUGGAAAUUUUUAAUGGAAUAUCUCCAUAGGGGUCCAGCAACCAUUACUCCUGUGUUCUAAUGCUACAUUGUGUUAGCUAAUUGUGUUGAAAGGCUCAUUGAUGAUUAGAAAACUCUUGUGCAAUUAUGUUAACACAUGGAUAAAAGUGUGAGUUUUCACUAGUGGUCUACAGUGUACAUUGUUAAAUUAUUUGCCUGCUACCUGAAUGACCAUCUCAGCCAGAGUAGGCAGCUGUUCAUCAUUCCCACUCCCUUAUAUGUAGCAGCACCCAGGGUUCUGUCUUUAGUUGCCUCUAACCAGGCUGCCUCUUGGUUACAUUUAUAGAAACCACAAUAUCUCAAGGGUUUUCUCAGUUAAUGCACCCAGACUCUGGAACAGUCUCUUGUUCCACCAUAAAUCAUGUCCACAGAAAAUAUCAAACAAAAUAAUUUUUUUUUCUUUUUUUUCUGUUGCUUUUAGUUCUUCCUGUCCUAAUAAUGUCCACUCUCAGAUUCUUUUUCACAUGGAAGCCGUGUCCGCCUGUCGUCGCUGAAACAAUGAUGCUGCUGUCUGGAUGAAGUCGGGCGUCGUCCUGCUGUGAAAAGCCGGAUGACGCCUGCAGGUCAGCGGUCGCUUCAGGUAUGUGGACUGAAAACGGAGCAGAAACCUCCAAAUGCAUCAGACCCAGAGCCGGACGCACCCAUCAUCAGAGCUUCACCCAAACCCUGACGCAGAUCCACAUCCAGCUCAAUCAUGACUAAGCGUCUUCAGAGUGUCUUCAUCCUGCUGAAUGUCCUCGUGCUGCUGCUGAUUCCUGCAGGUGCAGAGGAGGAUGGACUCGACACAGAGGAAAGGCAGAAACGUGACGUCCCAAACUGGGCGAUGACUGCCUCCGACUUCUUCGGCUGGGUGGAGGAGCUCAGGAAACACGCCGGCUACGAUCAAAUCAAUGACUUGGCCAGAACCUUCUGGGCCCAUUUCCCCUCCGCAGACCGACUUGGAUAUGGAACCCAUGAACCAGACGAAUAGAAUCACAAACAGAUCAAUGCGGCUGCUCUGUGGUCAGUUCAGAUCUUCACCUUUAGGAAUUAAAGAAAUGGUGAUAAUAUUCUAACUGCGCCAGAACAACUCACAUUUGGAAUUUUUGACAGACGCCUGACUCACAUGUUUAAAGGACAGUGCAGCUGCAGAUGGGUUUUAGCUAAAAUUGUUUUAAUAUUAAUGUUUGUAUAGUCUGGUAAUCUAGCUAAAACAGGUGAUGUGAAAAACAACAAGGCUCACAGCCCACAGAACAUUAUGUGCUACAUGUUGCAAUAUUCUAUGUAAGAAAAAAGUGGACCUUCUAGGUGAUUUAAGUGUCUGUAUGAGCUUUUUCAUUUAGCCUUUUUUGUCAGUGUUUUGGUGAAUUCUUGCACCUAAACCACAGAAUAAAAGAAUAAAUUCACAUGAACACA